ACUCCAGUCGAUACCCAUUCGAGUUUAGCCUGUUCUCGUGCGUGGUCGUUUCCGUCGGGAAUAAAUCUCCCGGAGUUACUGGUUGUUAAGUUUUCAAUUUUAUCGAUUAAGUUUAAUUAUUUUCUGAAAAUCUUUCGAUUUCAAUCGAAAGCUAGAAGUGAAUAACCCAAAGAUUGCAUACUUCCGGGCCGUUUUUUUCCUUGUUAACAAGAAAUUUUUUCUCUCAUCAUCUAAAAUUUUGGAAUGCAAAAACUCGACAGUUUCUCGUUUAAUUACUGCAGCUGACACAGUGAAUUUCGAAUUGAGUUUUUCAUUGCCCGAAGAAAACUGGGAUCGCCUAAAAAAGUGUUCAGUUGGAUUAAGUGAACUCUAUAAGAAGAUAUUGGAUACACACGGUGAAAAUUUCGUUUCGACCACAUCGAAAGCCGAGCUAGUCAGUUUUGGAUUUCAAGGAUCAUUAUUACCCAGAGGAAUAGUUACGAGCCGAGAUUAACCCGGUCUUCCGGAAAACCUGCGCUGGAGAAAAACAAAAUGCUUUCGCCCACCAGUUUGGACGAAAUCAAGGAGAGGAUCAGUAAAAAUGAAGAAAAAAUCAACGUCCUACAAUCAAUCAACAAUGUCCUGAAGGAACGCCACGAUAUCGAAUCCAACUAUCGGAAGUUGGCCGUUAAAUUCAGGGACAUGCAGGAGGAGGAAGCCCUCCGGAGGGCCAAGGUCAGUUCAUUUGACGAGGUUCGGAAAAAGCAGCUUGCCGAACUGCAGGCCAAGGGCGAAGCCCUCUGUCGGGAGAAGGCGAAGCUGCAGCACCAAAUAGAACACGUCACCUGGCACAUAGAGGGCUGCCGGCGGCGGCGUCCCUGCCUGGCACGGUUACCGGAGAACUGUCCGCUCAAGGGAAACGCCCCCAGCUGUAUGCCACACUCGCCCGAAAAGCUCAAGAUUAUGGCAAACAUGAAAAGCACGGCUGACCAUUUGGUUCGAGGAAUCAUGGACUUGAGGAAGAAAAUUCACAUCGUACAGGACAAACUGGAACACGAAUUAGCCCGCAAGAAAGACAUGGAAAAGAAGCUGUCGGAUUUGCGCAAACAGAUAUGCCAGCACAACAAGUGUAUGCAGCAGCAAAGUAUUCGAGAGCACGCUCACCAUCACGCUCACCACGGGCACCACCAUCAUCACAAUCACGGCGGCGGCGGUGGAGGUGGAGGUGGAGGAGGAGGCGGUGGCGGCGGCCAUCAUCAUGGUGGGGGUGGUGGAGGAGGGGCAGGAACCACCACCCUACCUCCGAUUAAGAACUGCGUAGCUGCCAAAUAG
Uranotaenia lowii is the source of this 1311-nucleotide messenger RNA. RefSeq names its product protein no-on-transient A-like. Lineage: Eukaryota; Metazoa; Arthropoda; Insecta; Diptera; Culicidae. The transcript is spliced from 5 exons. Bases 532 to 1311 code for a protein of 259 amino acids. The record is from RefSeq and is a predicted model, not a curated record.